Felis catus (domestic cat) is the source of this 2871-nucleotide messenger RNA. RefSeq names its product tubulin alpha like 3 (gene TUBAL3). The record is from RefSeq and is a predicted model, not a curated record. Gene Ontology annotation, cellular component: cytoplasm; microtubule. Gene Ontology annotation, molecular function: structural constituent of cytoskeleton; GTP binding. Gene Ontology annotation, biological process: microtubule cytoskeleton organization; mitotic cell cycle. The transcript is spliced from 4 exons. The coding region runs from base 1217 to 2413 and encodes 398 amino acids. NCBI's taxonomy places the organism in Eukaryota, Metazoa, Chordata, Mammalia, Carnivora, Felidae.
ACCUGAGCUAGUCAGACACUCAACUGACUGAGCCACCCAGGUGCCCCGUGGAAAAAAUAUUUUCAGUCAACAAAAAUGAACUAUCAAGUGUAUAAUAGGAUAAGUAUACCGUAAUUUUUAAAUAAAAACAUGGACUAUAGAGGUAUAAUCAGUACAUCCUGAGUCAUGAAUUAUAAGAGAUAUAACAGAGGAGGAAGAUGAGAUCAAUGUAUUAAGAUAUCUCUAGGUAGUCAGAGUAUGAAUAUUAAGUUAUUAUUAUUUUUACUUUCUUGUGUUUUAUAAUUUUUUAAGUCACGAGAUGCUGAACUUGAAUUACGUUUAUACCACAAGGAAAAAUUCUUGUGUUAUAAGAAUCAUGUUGUGAUAUUUUACUUUAUCCUACCCUACCCAAAAUUAAAAAAGAGAAUAUUGCUUUGCAGCAGUUAGAGUAAAACAGUACAGAAAUGCUGUCUGAAGAGCUUUGUUUUUUUAAAGCUUAUUUAUUUAAGUGGGGCUUAACAACGGGCUCGAACUCACGACCGUGAGAUCAAGAGCCUCAUUCCUCCAACUGAGCGAGCCAGGCACGCUGAAGUAGCUGGUUUCCACCCAAACAGCAAUUUACCAACAUUCUCUUGUGGGAUGUUCUCAGAUCAUUUCAACGACUAGUAUACUAAUACAAAUUAGGACCCAAAUCAAGAAUUCUAAAACCUAUUCUCUUAUAUUCUCUGAAGAAAUCAAACUCUCUUUUUGUAAACCUGCUUACCAAGUGAUACAUAUCAUGCUUGUUUCAGCAACCAGCAGGGUCACACAGUGUGUACUAGCUGGCGUAUAAGUGGGGUUGUAGAGGAAGAAUCCCGAGAAUUCAUCCUGUCACUUCUGACGGUCUGCCUGACCACUCUGUGCCGUGGAUUUACUUCUGUUCUUCCAGCGAGUCCUCAGACUCGUGUCUUAAAGCUAUUAAGGCUGUGCUUUCUUAAACUGCCAAUGAGGAGGUUACUUUACGGUAAACUUGCUUUACGAAGAAAAGUUUCGCUAAUCUUACCGGACCAGCAGAAGAGUGUUUAUUGGCACAACGGGGCAGACUAUUUGAAAUCAGAGGGAGUGCCUUUCCAUUCACAUUGGCCAAGCUGGCAUCCAGAUUGGGGAUGCUUGCUGGGAACUCUACUGCCUGGAACAUGGAAUCCAGCCAGACGGCGUUCUUCUCGACAGUAAAAAGGAUCAGGUGGAGAAUGCUAAAAUGGAGCAUAUGGGCGCGUCUUGCAAUACCUUCUUUAGUGAGACCAGAGCCGGGAAGCACGUGCCCAGAGCCCUCUUCACAGACCUGGAGCCAACUGUUAUAGAUGGGAUCCGAGCCGGCCAGCAGCGCUCGCUCUUCCCCCCGGAGCAGCUCGUCAGCGGGAAGGAAGACGCGGCAAACAACUACGCCCGAGGCCGCUACUCUGUCGGCGUGGGCAUCAUCGACCUAGUGCUGGAGAGGAUCCGAAAGCUGGCGGAGCACUGCAGUGGGCUUCAGGGAUUUUUGAUUUUCCGGAGCUUUGGAGGAGGGACUGGAUCGGGAUUUACAUCUCUCUUAAUGGAGAGGCUCGCGGCAGAAUAUAGCAGGAAGACAAAGCUGGAGUUCUCGGUCUAUCCGGCCCCCAGGAUCUCCACUGCUGUCGUAGAACCUUACAACUGCAUCCUCACCACCCACUCCACCCUGGAGCACUUGGACUGCACCUUCAUGGUGGACAACGAGGCCGUCUAUGACAUCUGCCACCACAAACUCGGUGCCGAACGCCCCUCUUAUGCCAACAUUAAUAGGCUGAUAGGUCAGGCGGUCUCUUCCAUUACUGCUUCCCUCCGUUUUGAAGGGCCCUUGAAUGUGGACCUGACUGAAUUCCAGACCAACCUCGUACCGUAUCCGAGAAUACAUUUCCCCAUGACAGCCUUUGCCCCCAUCGUCUCUGCCGACAGCGCCUACCACGAGGAGCUCUCCGUGUCCGACAUCACCGCUGCUUGCUUUGACUUCUCCAAUCAGCUGAUCAAGUGCGACCCUCGGCUGGGGAAGUACAUGGCCUGCUGCCUCCUCUACAGAGGGGACGUGGUCCCUAAAGAUGUGAAUGCAGCCAUUGCAGCCACGAAGCUGAGGAGCUCUGUGCAGUUCAUAGACUGGUGUCCAACCGGUUUCAAGGUGGGCAUCAACAGCCAGCCACCCACGGUGACACCAGGAGGGGACCUGGCCAAGGCCCGGCGGGCUGUGUGCAUGUUGAGCAACACCACGGCGGUCGUGGAGGCCUGGGCCCGCCUGGACCACAAGUUCGACCUCAUGUACGCCAAGAGGGCGUUUUUACACUGGUACGUCGGAGAAGGCAUGGACGAAGGCGAGUUCUUAGAGGCCAGGAAAGACUUGGCAGCCCUGGAGAAGGAUUACGAAGAAGUGGGGCAAGGUCCCUGAGGCAAAUGUGGCCGGGGAGGAUGAAGACUGCAUCAAAGCCCGUGCUUUCUUUUCAGGACACUAUUUACGCCUCGCGGGUAGAUGUCCCCAUUAGAAGAAACUGGAAACCGAAUCAAGCAAGACCCUGAGUUCCACACUAGAUGAGACGGCUCGGUACCAACAAUGAGCUCAGAUUUCCUUGUCUAUAGUGCAGUUCAGCACGGCUCCCUUGAACCUUUCAGGUUUGGGGUCCUUCGAGCUACUGGAUCACCUCUAUGUUUCUUUCCUUCUUUUUUUUUUUUUCUCAUAAUGGAAACCUAGCUCUAUUCUUGGAUUUUGCAACAAAAGACCAUGAACCCCUAAAGUCAGUGUUCUUGCUUUCCCUUUCCUGAGGUGUAAAACAGCACAUGUUAAUUAUUACUGUUAUUUCCCCCGUGCCUAUAUUUUGUACGUUGAUUAAAUAAUGAAUAUUUUCAGUA